Molecule: messenger RNA, 1182 nt
Organism: Caenorhabditis remanei
Lineage: Eukaryota; Metazoa; Nematoda; Chromadorea; Rhabditida; Rhabditidae
Exons: 6
Coding region: 1-1182 (393 amino acids)
Source: RefSeq, a predicted model, not a curated record
AUGAGAAAUCUUUUAUUCUCAAUCCUUCUGUUGAUAUUUUCUACUAAUGAAGUCAAUGCUCAAUGCUCUUCUGAUACUAUUCCCGACUCAUUAGCAACAUUGACUCAAUACCAAGUGGGAUCUGAAGGAGAUGCGUAUUACAGUCAUUUUUUGGUGAAUGGGGGAGCUUCCUUCUCUUAUGGAAAUGCUUCUGCCAAGGCGUUGUAUGAAUUGGAAGCGUAUGCAAUAUCUGCAGCCACCACAAACUGUACAUCAUCAUGUUUGACUUCUGUUUCAGCAUAUUAUAAAACGGAUUCUGAUAAAUUAACUCUAAUUAUGCUCCGCCCAUCUGAUGAGUCCUUGUAUCCGAACUACACCAGUAUGGGACUUCCUCCUUUCCUCUGUGCAACUGUUUCCGGAAAUUGUGGAUCUACUAAACCAUUGUACCAGUACUACUCGUCAACAUAUGAGGACUAUUAUGCUGACAUUGAACAAAUGAACAACACGAGUGCCACGUAUUCUGUUGCUAUGAUGGGUCUUCCGUUGUGUUAUUUGUGGGUGCCAUUGACAACUACAACUACAACAACUACCACAACCACUACUACCAGCCCGAUCAACGAAACAACUACUACGAUACCCGUGAAUGGAACAACGACUACGGUACCAUUAAACGGAACAACUACAACUUCGCCAACAAAUGAAACAACUACAACUGUUCCCGUGAAUGGAACCACGACUACAAUACCCACAAAUGGAACGACAACAACACUUAAAUCGAAUGGAACUACAACAACAACUCCUUCAAGUGGAAAUGUUACAACUACAACUGUACCAUCAACUGGAACGAACACAACUACAUCCUCUAGCUCUGGUAAUUCAACAAGCACCAGUUCACCAGGUGAUGGAGGAUCAGGAGAACCACCAGGAAACAGUGAUGAUGAUGGAGACAAUAAGGGUUGGUGGCAUACUUGGAGAUGGCCAAUAAUCGUUGCUGCUUGUCUGAGUGGAGCAUCGAUUGUUCUUUCAAUCAUAGCAUGUCUUACAUGUUGUUUCAUCGGAAGUGCAGCUGUAGCAGCGAAACCAUAUUCUCCUCCUCCAAUCUACACGUCUCCAUCUCCUCCUGAACUUCCUCCAAACCCUGUUGAGGCUCAAUCGAUGCAACCGUAUACUGUUGGGUUGCCACCAACCAGUGGUCCCUAUUAA